AUACUUGUGAAUUAAAAUAGGGGUUUAAUCAAUUUUUGUCUGCCUUAGUACAGUUUUCAAAUAGGUUAUGUGUGUUUUAGACUCAAAAUUUAAGUUUUUGUUCGGCCUACUCUGUUACUGUGUAAGCCUAUUUUAAUAUGUUUAUUGUUUAAUUGCAACACACGUCGUUGGUAUACCCUAUGGUGUUAUUAAUUCCAUCCGAUGUUUGUGGUGUCUUUGCUGCAUAUAAUGUGCAAUACAAUACCUAAGGACAGAGCUUUGUAACUUAUUUAGGGUAGGCUAGUAAGUUACAAUUUCGUUUGCUAACCAUGGAAGUUCAAAAUGACCACGGCCUUUUAGUCGUAAGUCUGGAAAACUGCAUUACUUCAGACCCUUGCGAGCUGGGUAAGACCAAUAGCUGCGUUUACACAAGUGGAGCCUGCGGACCGGAGACGUCUGUUGUGCAGCUUACAGCUCCUGUACAAUGUAUCGGAGACAUCCGUCAAACACUGUCGUCGCGAAUGCAACAUCAACACCUGACUCAGCUGCAGCCGAUACAGUACUCUCAAACGAUAAGUUACGAGCCAAAUCAGCAAAUGGAACACAACAGUUUGGUAACAAACCACACCCUGUAUCAGCCGAUGACAGUUUCCACAACGCCACUUCACACGUACACCACUUCCAACCCGUACAUGAACAACCCUGUCCUGCCGCUGCUCACACCUUCGCCCUCGUUCCCCUCGUCUGCACCAACCAUGGAGGAUAUGGCCACGUCAACCGACCUAUCAGAACCUGCAGUAAUACUCAAGACUCCCUUGGAACUAAGCGAACCCACAUAUCCGGCCGAGGGGUUCGAUUACUUUUUGGAAAUCCAAAAAUUCUUAAUUAGCGGCCAAUGUCCUCCGAAUGUGUCUGAAAACUAUGCUAAAUCCCUGAAGAAACGAGCUCAGAAUUAUCUGAUUAUAAAUGACAAACUGUAUCACAAAAGUAAACAACCAAAGGAAGUGAUUAUGAGGAAAGACCAACAAGAAGACAUGCUGUCGGACAUUCAUGUGGUAAAAGAAACAGGUGUUCACUUGGGAGUCAAGAAGAUGUUUAACAAGUUGAACAUGAAAUAUUUCUGGCGAGGAAUGUAUACUGAUGUGGUCAACUUUGUGAAAAAGUGCGACAAGUGCUCGGACCAGAUUGACCCGAUGAGGGGACCUCUCCACCCCUGCCCCGGGGGACCCACUCUGGGAAUGGCUGCUCUUGGGGGAGAGUCUGAAGAUUCCGAUGCAGUUGAAGACCCCUCCCCUCUCUCCCCCUCACCUUCCCCCGCCUCUCCUCUGAGAGGUGUGAGGGAAUCGUGUAACAAUGGUGUGGGAAUCUGGAGGAAGGUAGAAGUACAAUUGCACGGGCCGUAUGCUACGACGACUGGCCACAACGAGUACAUCGCUACUCUAUCAGACCCUGACUCUGGCUGGUGCUGUGCUCGCCCUUGUCCAGCCUGUGAACACUCAGAGUUCCUCUCGGACUUCAUCUUCCAUGAGUUUUGCAAUUUCGGGUUCGCUCGAUGUUCGCUUGUUGGGUGCUCACAGGAACUUGUACUAGCUGUGAAUGAAGAUUUUGUGGCAAAGGCCUCACAGUUGGGUGAUAUGUUUACGUCUGCUACCAUAGACAGUGUGGACCAACAACAGUCGUCAUGUAGCUGGGUGGAACCCCUAAUGGAGAGACUAGUGCAGGCCCACCCUUGCAACUGGGACCAGUACCUGGAUCUCUUCCUCUUCCAGUAUCGCAUUGGAGAGUUGAAAGAAUUCUUACCGUUCUCUUAUGAGUCUCCGUUUUCACUCCUGUUCAAACACAAUCCUCUGAGUUUCACAUUGUUGGACCAAGAUAAAGAAAAUGUUGAUGGAAACAACACCUACAAACUACGGAGAAGAAAACCUCACAACAGACUUCUGCAGUGCAGGCAUUGUGACACCUUGUUUACGUCUAAGCUUUCGUUUCGCAUUCACCAACGCAAACACCAGGGAGAAGGCUACCGUCGUCUGCUAAACAAAAAACGACUCAACAAGUCUCGAGAAACAAACAACUUGAAAAGACCAAAUGUCCAACUGCCUGGGACUUGGAAGGAGAGCACAGUGUCAGCAGUGAAAGCUCUUUUAGAGGCAACAAAAGACGAGAGAAGAAGAAGAGGCAAGUAUCACAAGUACUCGGUGGAGCUACAGGAGCAGAUGGUAGAGUACGCAGUGAAGAACGGUAAUACUGCUGCAGCCAAGUACUUCUCAGAGAGACUUGGAACUUUGGUGAACGAGAGUACCAUCCGCAACCUCGUCAAGAUAUACAGUGCCUUCACACCUUCAGCCAUAGAUGAAAUCGGACGUUUCGCUGUCAACUACGGGGUGGAACCGGCAGCAAAGUUCUUUUCUGAACGCUUAAAAAGAGACAUCUCUCAAGGCCAUGUCAGGAAGUUCAAAGCAACAUACUUGAGCAGGCGUCCAGCAUCCGAACAAAAACAGAGUGAAGAGUCUAUGUUUCCUGAAGAUAGAAGAAAUGUGAAUCCGAUUAGAAAUAAUGAAUCAAGAGUGAAAAGAUACACAGUGAAGAUGAAACUAGAAAUCGGUGAAUACGCUGUUAACCAUUCUGUAAAAGACACGGUGGAGCAUUUCACUGAAAAGCUUCAGAUGCCAGUGAAGGAAAGGACGGUGAGGAGAUUUCACGAGAUGUAUCUUGAUAAGUUUCAAAGCCAGAACGAAGAAGCUAGUCAAAAUAUCCAGAGUAUGGAACCGAUGAGUUGUGGCAAUCAGGAGACAGUGCAUGUCAAUGUUUACAGCACGUUUCCUGAGACACAGAACAACCCGGUGACGUUGUAUCAGUUGAAUCAGCCUCAAGCAGGUAACAACAUUUGCUAUCAGACUGCAGCCAAUGCCUCCGUCAUUACUACACAAAGCAAUUAUCACUCACUUCAAAACUUCUCAUCUUCCAUACCUGUUACACUACCAACAGCUCCUCCCCCUUACCCAAUAGCUGUAAUAGGUGGUAGAAUAAACUCUGAAAAACCCUCCAAUGUUCCCGACGAUUCAGAUAAUCAACAGGCUCAGUCGUCCCUUGUCCCGCAACAUUCCUUGGUCCUCACCAACCAAGACAGAGGAGGUCCUUUCCUUCCCCAUUUUCUCGCUUCUCAACCUCUUCAGCCAACGAUUUUGACUCUAAUUUCAGAAAAAGAGCCUCUAAAGGUUUCAAAUAGGAGUGAAAUGCAGCCAAGCUUUACGUCUGAAUGUUACCAGGAAAACCUGCCUGUUGUUACUGAACUUAUGACUCAUCCUGCAAAACAUGAUGUUGACAGGUUCAACUCAAAGUCUUCAGUUCCAGUCCCUGUUGUCACGAAACUUGUAACUCAUAAAAAACAUGAGAUCCUUGAAAGGUUAGACUCAAAGUCUUCAGACUUUAGUGAUUCAGAAAAACCACCAGAUGGAAAAAGGCCAAAUGCUAAAAAACAGACAAAGAAAAAAGACAAAGGAUCCAAAAAGAGAGGAACUUAUACAACUUACAGCCCUGAAGUAAGAGCUGAAAUCGGGAAAUUCGCUGCAGAGCAUGGAAGUUUAAAAGCAUGCCAACAUUUUGCCAAUAUUCUUGGCCAUGACGUUCCGGAAAGCACUGUACGAGGGCUGAGGGAAAAGUAUUUGAUGAAGAAGAAGCAUUGCCAAGUAACAAGUCUCGGAUAUUCCCAGAGAGGUCGUCCGUUGCGGUUAGGGAAGUAUGAUGAACUCGUCCAAGAAUGUAUAAAAGAUCUAGUUAGGUCAGGAGAAAAGGUUUCUUCUUUCUUAGCUAUUGCAACAGCCAAAGAAAUUUUGAACAAGUAUGAGCCGGGACUUUUGGAGGAAAAUGGCGGAUCUCUGAAACUCAACAUAACUUGGGCAAAGUCAUUCCUCAAGAGAAUCGGAGUGCACAACAAUUCUUGAAACUUUGGACUAAUAAACCAUGGCUGAUAGUUAAUUCUAAGCUUUAACAAGGCUUAAGACAUAGUCUUCCAGUUUAGUUGUUUUAAACUUGACUUGGACUUUCUAACUAACAUAGUUUUUAAAUUUUGUAUUUUAUAAAUAUAAAAAGAUAUUAGCUGCAUCAAAGAUAAAAUGCUCUUUU
Molecule: messenger RNA, 4101 nt
Organism: Macrosteles quadrilineatus (aster leafhopper)
Lineage: Eukaryota; Metazoa; Arthropoda; Insecta; Hemiptera; Cicadellidae
Exons: 11
Coding region: 309-3920 (1203 amino acids)
Source: RefSeq, a predicted model, not a curated record